Molecule: messenger RNA, 1530 nt
Organism: Exophiala mesophila
Lineage: Eukaryota; Fungi; Ascomycota; Eurotiomycetes; Chaetothyriales; Herpotrichiellaceae
Exons: 5
Coding region: 1-1530 (509 amino acids)
Molecular function (GO): iron ion binding; oxidoreductase activity, acting on paired donors, with incorporation or reduction of molecular oxygen; monooxygenase activity
Source: RefSeq, a predicted model, not a curated record
AUGAUUUCCCUACUUGACGUGUUACAUUCCAAGGGCCUGUGUCUUGCUCUUGUGGCCGUUUUAGGCUGGAUUCUGAUUUGCCUCAAAAGGCUAUUCUUUUCGCCGCUUCGAAAUGUUCCCGGUCCAGUCUACGCUAAGGUGACACACCUCUGGCUGAAGAAACAGGUUCUCAGUGGUAGAAGGCUGCACUACAUCCAUGAUCUCCACAAAAAGUAUGGGCCGAUCGUACAGAUUGGUCCAAACGAGAUCGACGUCUCUGACCCACAAAUGUUCAAAGAUGUUCACCGAAUCGGCGGUGGGUUUCUCAAAGAUCCCUGGUACCAGUCGUUCCGCCAAGGUGAUUUUCAUGAUGUGUUUUCCAUGAUCGACCCCAAGGAGCACGCUGAAAGGCGUCGCUUGUUUGCUCCUCUCUGGACGAACUCGGCGCUGCACAAAAAUUGGGAGCCUGCCGUAAUUGAGAAGGUCAAGUUGGCUGUUGCCAAUAUCCGACGAGAUGCCCUGACUGGCGAAGCCGAUGUUUUCAAAUGGUGGACCUUUAUGACUACUGACGUUAUUUCACAUCUUUCCUUCGGAGAAUCUCUGGAUAUCCUGAAGCAACAGUCGCGGAAUAGAUACAUUGAUGAUGUCGAGCAGGCUGCUAAACUGGGAGGCAUCUUUUCGGAACUACCGUUUCUCCGAUACGUGGUCAAGUUUGUCCCACUUCGAUCUGUCCAGGAUGCCAUAGGAGCGGACCAUCGGGUCUCCCAAUACGGCCAUGUGGCCGUGGUCAACGCGAAGUCUCGCAGUCUGUCCAAAGAGAAUGUGUUCUCCAAGAUCCUGGCUGAAAGCGAAAAGGAUGGUAGCACAAUGUCUGAAGCCGAAGUAGCUUUUGAGGCCAGCGGGUUCAUUGUCGCUGGAUCCGGCACGACAGCUGUGUCUCUGACUUAUCUCGUGUGGGCUGCCUUAUCGCAUCCUGACGUGCAGUCAACUCUCGAAACAGAAGUUGCCAAACUUCCUCCGGAUGCUGAUGACUCCUUACUGCAAGAGUUGCCUUUUCUAAACGCUGUCGUUGAUGAAACCCUUCGACUCUAUGGCGCUGCACCUGGAAGCCUUCCCCGAACCUGUCCUCCGGGAGGAUUUCAACUGGGAGGCCAUUUCAUCCCUGAGGGUACAACAGUGAGUUCACAGGCCUAUACUCUUCACAGGAACGAGGAUGUCUACCACAAUGCAGAGAAGUUCAACCCGAGCAGAUUCCUCGAUGCCAACGGUAACUUUGUCCCAGCCAAGAGUGCAUAUGCCCCUUUUGGGGCCGGUUCUCGGACAUGCUUGGGAGUUCAUCUUGCCAGAAUGGAGCUUCGUCAUGGUGCCGUGGAGUUUUUCCGCGAAUGUCGUGGCGCCAGGCUGGCUGCUUCCAUGAGGCCGCAGGAUAUGGACAUGCUUAACUUUUUCCUCAUCAGUCCAAAAGGCUUUGUGCCUAUCACAGAGAGCCGCCUGUGGCUCCUUUAUACGACUAAAUUCACCGGGUCCUACGUCAAGGAUAAGGACCUCUGA